Molecule: messenger RNA, 2325 nt
Organism: Mya arenaria
Lineage: Eukaryota; Metazoa; Mollusca; Bivalvia; Myida; Myidae
Exons: 14
Coding region: 122-1663 (513 amino acids)
Source: RefSeq, a predicted model, not a curated record
GUUUGGUUCGCUUCGAUGCUGUUGGUUUAUUCCGCCCUUCCAUCUCACUCGCGGACAAUUGAGGACUGGAAGAUUUUAGCCGCACAUUUCCGCAAGUCUCGUGUUUCAGGAUUUUAUAAAGAUGUUGUUGAGACUCGGUGGAGUAAUUUUGCUGGCGGUACUCAAAGUGUGCUAUGGUGGUGGUAACCCUUUCUAUUCAACAUCGAAACCGAAUCCUUCCAGUACUCCCGGCCGAUUACUCGCUAGCGCAGAAUGUGUCCACCACACGACUUCUGACACGUACAGCGUGUUCUUCUUCGUCACCGAGGUCGACGAGACCAAGGACUCUAAUGGAAAUCGCAUCGCUUUUAAAUGCGACAUGGUAAGCCGAGGGAAAGUAGACGCUGAUAUGGAAGUUGCGGACUUAACCAAUGCCGAAUUGAGUACAUGUAGCGGAGAAGGCCCUUCGUUCUCUCGGCUCAGGGCCACCGUACCAGGUGUUUCCGACCCAGAAUGGGAUAAGAUCAAUCACCAGACGCUGUAUUAUAUUCAAACUGGAAUCACGAAGAUAGUAGAUUCCGGGGGCAGCGUCAAUACUGAUUGCGGGGGCCGUGAUGAUGCACUCGCAAAUGGUGAAAUCACACACGCCGCCGUAUGCUAUCUUGAGGCUGACAGGAACCACGAGUACGACCGAUUCUAUAAGUUUCAAUUUGACGUUGACAAUUGCAUAAAAUCCGAUGACGCCACUGAUGCGGACAUUAUGAAUCCAGAAUCGAUUAACCUCUGGCGAGCCUACCAGGUGUCUUUUAAAGUGUACGAUGCCGAUGAUACGACUGACCGAAGUAAAUGGGCCGAUUUGGAGGUUAUUCCCGAUGCAGAUGAGGUGAAUGGCCCCAUUCCAUUAGGAACACCCUUGGUGUUUGAAGCAUCUAUUACCAUUGCCGAUCAGGGUGGUCAGCCUUUAUACUUCGCUGAUGGUUACUCUCCACUUGGGAUGUUCUUGUAUGAUUGCCAAUCGAGGCCUUUAUCCACUGGAAAUACUAUAUUUAGAAACGGUGCAUCGGAGAUUACAGACAUCACUGACGAAGAUGGGUGUGGGUUAGGCAACUCUCCGUUCUUGCAGUGGGAUGACUUCACAUUCCAGUACGCUGCAGGACUCACUGCUAAGUCAUACUUGGAGGUUCCAAAUUCUCACAGAUCCAAGCCGGUGGAGGCUGUUUCAUACGCCCGGAUCUCCAUUGAUGAAGAUCUCACCACCGUCGUCACCUGCAAAUGUGCUUACUGUAGAAGUAUCGACGACAAACGGUGUUUUGGCAAUCUGGGUAACGGAGACUCUUACACAGACCAGUGCCCUGCUCCCAACAGGCGGCGCCGACAGGCAGCCAAUGACACUGACACGUAUUGGAGGCCUUCAUUCUUGCCAACAACAGUCUCUGCGACUUACACCAUUACCCUAAACAAACAAGACCCUUCCGCUGCUACUGUGAACGGUCGCGACUUUGAGGAGUCCCAGGAGUGCUUCGAGCAAAACACCUUCAUCACCCUCUCUGUGGUUCUGGCCUCGGUGCUUGUUAUCGUCAUGUGCAUUGAUGCUUUCCUGGCGCUCAAGAUGCGCGCGCACUAUCCAAAAGACGGCAGCAGCAACGGAUCGAUGAGCGGAUUCGCGAACAAGGCUUUCAAUUAAGCUGUUUAACUUGUAUAUUCCCAACUAAUUAUGAACUUUAAAGUACUUUUCAGUUUAACCCUAGAUCAUCUGUUGUGUUUUUACUGUAUGAUAAGCCAUUCCAAAUUGAUUCUGUGUUUAGCGUCAUCGGGUGAGAGAGAUGUCUGCCUUUAAUAAAAAGAAACAAAAACAAACAGAAAACAUUUACCAUAACCUAAAUUAAAGAAAGAAAUAUGAUUUCCUAGAGCUGAAUGAUAAAAACUGUAAUGAAAUAAAUCAAGAAAUAUUUUAUAUUCUGGGGGGAAGUUCAAUUUCUAGCAGUUCAUGCAUUUAAUAGACAUAUUUUUUUUUGAAUGAAACUUUUUUCCCGCCUGAUAGUAGUUUUGACAUUUGAUCGUGGCGCUGAGUUGAUUUGGUGUGGGUUCAUGGGCGCGAACCUGUCAUCUUGUUUUCUUUAAAAAAACAACUUAAACAAACUCAAGUUUUACCAAAAUUAAACUGGUUCAAAUUAAUAAAAGACUAUUUUCAUUGUUUAAACGUGUCAAGAAUGUGUUGUAAUGUAUAACAUGCAUUUUACUAAGUUGUAUUUGCAAUGAAAAAGUGUGAAUGUUUUAUUUCAAUGUACUCACCUAAAACCCAAGAAUGGCACAUAUUAUAUUCCCUAAUAUUUAAUAAAAUGUAUC